AUGGACGAGCGGGUGAAGCUAUUCAUGGAGGUGACCAAUUUGUUGGAUGAGGAGGAGGCAGAAUCCAUUUUGAGGACCUGUCAGGGGAAUCUGGAGGAAGCGAUAUCGACGUACUUAAGGAAGGUUGACUCUGGGGCACUAGACGAGGACCCCCCCGGAAACGCAUCGACCAGGAACUGCGGGAAGAGCCACGUACGGACUAACGUACCGACGAACCAGCAGACGGAUAGAAAUGGAAUGUGCCAUGGGAACGAAGACAAAAUCGAGCGAGCCAAUCUGUUUUACGUAUUUAACCAACUGGGAUCGUUAGUAUGUCCCAUUGUUAAAAGUGUGUGCAACCUUCUGUCGGCUUGCCUCAAGCUGGUGAGCACGUACAUUGUAAACUCUCCAGAAAGCGACACAUUCGCGGCAUACUAUGAGGAGAGGUAUGGAAGGGGUCAUGUUAAUUUCUUCAAAGGGAGUCUAAGUGAAGCCAUCAAGGUGUCUAAGCAGGAAGAGAAGUUACUGCUCGUGUAUCUACACAUUGAAAAUAACGAUAGCUCCUAUUUCUGUGAAUCCAUUUUUAAGAAUGAGCAGAUAAAGUCUCUUUUUGACAACAAUUGUAUUCUGUUCGCACAAGACAUUACUAAGGGGGACAUAAGGGAGCUCAGCAAUGUGCUGAACGUUUUUGUCCUACCCCAGAUUAGCAUCCUCCAGACGAGUCAUGUCAGAGAGUAUGAGGAAUUGUCCAUAAUUUACGGCACCCCGUCAGCUAGCCACAUUAUGAACACGGUAGCUCACUGCAUUGAGCAAAUGGAUAAGAAGAAGGAAAACCAAGAUAAAAUAAACAAUAGAACCUACACCGAUCGACUGAUUCGAGAGGAACAGGACAGGGAAUAUCAGGAGGCUGUGAAGAAAGAUGAACUGAAAGUCAAGGAAAGGAAGAAAAAGGAAGAGGAGAAAAUGAGAAGGUUGCAUCUGAAGAAAGAUAUUAGAAUGAAGAGAAAGGAGAAGGCCAAUAAAUUUCCUUUGCCAAUUAAAGACAAUGAGAAGGUCACCAAAAUCUGCGUUAGGUUGCCGAAUGGGGUCAAAAUUCAAGAGAAAUUCAGCUUAAAUCAUACCUUAGAGAAUGUGUAUGAGUGGGCCGAGUGCUCUGAAUUUUUGCGACAGGACUCUGGCAGCGCAAAAGGAGAGAUCACCAUUCCGUUGAAGUUUGACUUGAUAUGCGGCCACACCAAGGCCGUGCUUCAGCGCGGUGGCAACGCGCUUAGGGAGUUCGACCUUUACCCCAACGCAGUGCUAAACAUGAAGUCGUUGGACUCGUCCGACGAGGAGUGA
Messenger RNA from Plasmodium inui San Antonio 1, 1317 nucleotides. RefSeq lists its product as hypothetical. The record is from RefSeq and is a predicted model, not a curated record. The transcript has 3 exons. Gene Ontology annotation, cellular component: endoplasmic reticulum. Lineage: Eukaryota; Apicomplexa; Aconoidasida; Haemosporida; Plasmodiidae. Gene Ontology annotation, molecular function: ubiquitin binding. The coding region runs from base 1 to 1317 and encodes 438 amino acids.